GCAAUGUGUUGGGAAAGAUUCUGCCCGGAGUGAGAGCAAAUCAUGUUCCGCCUCCCAGGGAGAUCCCUCCUCCUGCGGGGAACCCGCCCCCCCUGUGUCCCCCCAUCCAGGGGCAGGAAGUCUCGCACUGACCCCCCUGCUAAAUCCAAGGUCUCGCGUAUUAAAUACCCCCCGCCAGUGUGUGUGCGGGAACUGCUGAACGUGGGAAUGCGGUACCGCGAGUACUCGGCCAUACUGACUGCUAUCAGGGCGGAGUGCAAGGAAGGAGUGCUCCAAUCACAGUAUGAGGAACAGGUGGGCUCCCUGGCUGAGCAGCGCCACCGACUGGAGAGUGAGGAGCACAAGGCGCUGAUGGUUUGGAAUGAUGAACAGAACAGGGCGGCGCUGAGAAAGAGGGAGCAGCGCCAGAGGCUGGAGCAGGAGGUUCUGCAGCGCCAGCGGUACCUUUCCGUGGAACAGAACAUGAUGGCGGAGCAGCAGUUAAUUAGGGAAAAAGAGCGGGAAAUUGAAAUGUUGCAGGAAAUGUCCAAAUCCUUCAUCACGGCAGAAAAUCUGUUGGAAAGGAUAGAGGCGGCGCUGGACAAUCCAAUCUCCUACAACUUCUGCUUGGACAAGGAAGGGCGGGUAGUGAGAGAGGCUGGGGCACGGGGCUAACACUCUUCUUCUGGGGGGGUCCGUAUUCACUUCCACUGACUCAAUAAAUAGACUUUUUAUUGCCU
This is a messenger RNA of Xenopus tropicalis (tropical clawed frog), 719 nucleotides long. RefSeq names its product mitochondrial ribosomal protein S26 (gene mrps26). The transcript has 5 exons. Lineage: Eukaryota; Metazoa; Chordata; Amphibia; Anura; Pipidae. Gene Ontology annotation, cellular component: mitochondrial small ribosomal subunit; mitochondrion. The record is from RefSeq and is marked provisional. The coding region runs from base 43 to 654 and encodes 203 amino acids.